Rosa chinensis is the source of this 639-nucleotide messenger RNA. RefSeq names its product late embryogenesis abundant protein At1g64065. The coding region runs from base 1 to 639 and encodes 212 amino acids. The transcript has a single exon. The record is from RefSeq and is a predicted model, not a curated record. Lineage: Eukaryota; Viridiplantae; Streptophyta; Magnoliopsida; Rosales; Rosaceae.
AUGGAAGAUGAAGAAAGCCAGGUCUGGGUCUCAACCCCCGGCAAACUACGCAAUGAAAGAAACGAAGAGAAUUCCAUGUUCAAAGCCCUACGCAGAGAAAGAACCGACAAGUCCUUCUUGUUUAUUUUCUUUGGGAUUCUGGUCGUCUGCAUCGCAGUCUUGUUGGUUGUCGCAUUGUUUGUUCUUCGGGUCAAAACUCCUGAGGUCAAACUGAGAUCCGUAAAGAUGAAGAGUCUCAAGUACUCAUUUUGGCCGCCUUCGUUUAAUACAACUCUAUCUGCGCAGAUGACUGUAAAGAACCCCAACUUCGGCUACUACCUGUUCGAGCCGAGCACGGUGAGCUUCUUGUAUGGUGGGAGCAGAGUUGGGGCUUCAAGAUUGGGGAAGGGGGAAGUCAAAUUGUUAACGACGGCGACGUUGAGUUUCGGCAUGGAUGUGAGAUCCAACAGCCUACCGGAGGGUCGUAAUACUUUGAUCCGUGAUCUUAACUCCGGAAUUUUGAAGUUGAGCGCUUCUGGAAGUGUGAGUGGCAGAAUGAUAUUAUGGAAGAUUGUAAACCAGAGCAAGACCAGUAACAUUGACUGCAGCAUGACGCUUGUUUUAAGGACUAAGACGAUCAAUGAUUUGGUAUGCAGAUAG